CAUCGUUCGUGCACCGUUCUUGAAUGACAUGCAAUAUCCGGAUUCAAGUUCAAAAACGUAAACAACCUCGGCUGAAGGCGACCUGUCAACAUCGCCAACGCAGAAUAUUCUGUGAAUUACAUUGAGGUUGCAUCUUUCACAAUGGCACAGAUGCCCAAACUCCUUAAUGAAAACUGCAUUGAAGGAUUUCUCAGUAAUUUUGACAAUGUCUUAACUGACUGUGAUGGUGUACUCUGGAGAGGAGAUGAUAUAAUUGGAAGGUCAAAUGAGGCCCUCAGUAUGUUGCGAGCUCUCGGCAAGAAGAUUUUCUAUAUCACCAAUAAUUCUACUAAAACAAUUGAAGAUUAUGUAAAAAAGUUUGAAAGCAUGAAUUUUGUUGCAGAUAAGGAGGAAAUUAUAAGCUCAGCAUAUGCAACAGCUCAGUAUCUGAAGCAGCAGCAGUUCAGCAAGAAAGUGUACAUUUUAGGGUCUUCAGGAAUUGCUUUGGAAUUAGAUAAAGUUGGAAUUGCACACACUGAUGUUGGGCCAGAGUACCAGAUUGGGGACCCAUUUGCAAUGGACGAAGUAAUCAAACUGGAGCCAGACAUUGGAGCCGUGGUUGUGGGCUUUGAUUCUUACCUGAGCUUCCCCAAAAUAGUGCGGGCUGUGUCUUACCUCCAGCAACCAGACUGCCUCUUUAUUGCUACAAAUACAGAUGAAUGGUUUCCCAGAGCAAACAGCGAUCUAUUGAUCCCAAGUGCUGGAUGUAUGGUGAGCUGUGUUGAGACGGUUGUAGCCCGCCCACCUAUAGUCAUAGGCAAGCCAUCAAAGAACAUGUUCACAAUUUUAAGUGGGAAGCACCAACUUCAGGCAUCUCGCACACUCAUGAUUGGAGAUCGGUCUAACACAGAUAUUCUUUUUGGCAAGAAUAGCAACUUACAGACAAUGCUGGUACUCACAGGUGUGACAACAAUGGAAGACUUGGAAGAAUAUGCAAGCAGCACAGAUGAAGAAAAACACAAGCUAUUGCCUGAUUUUUAUUUGCCUAGACUUGAUGAUAUUAUUAACUUGUUAAAAGAUUUUUGAGAUCAAUUGAAAUCAAAUUUAUAGUUGUAAAACUAGAAUGUGACUUUUUUCCCAGGAGAAUAAUGGAAAUGUUUUUUUGAAAAUGUUAUGUGUUUAUUUAUUUAUUUUAUAAUACAAUUUGUUUACUUAUUAUUGCCUUUUAGAAUGUAUAUGCUUGGUUUUCAAAAGGAAGAUGUAAAGGUCAAAAUAUGUUCAUACGUUAGACCAAAGCUGGACUGAGCCAAGGGUACACAGGAAUGAGUGGAUGCAAUGUACAACACUGGACCCUCUACCCCCCACCAAGGUUUCAAUAUUGACUCAUAACUACCAGUGUAAAAUAAGGUACUGGGGGUGCCAUAGAUAUGUUUAUGUAAAGUUGGGGUAAGAGUUGUUGCCAUAGUUCACAACCAGUCAAAAAGAAAGAAAAAAUUUGCUUUUCUUGUAAACAUGUAGACAUGCUAUGCUAUGAAUGGCCAUGAUUAAUUUUGCUUUUCCUUCCAGGCUUUUUUUUGGUUACUCAACUUCAAAUAUUCUUUGUAUUAGUAUGGUUAUGGUAUUCCUUCUCAGAAUGAAAAUUUCAUUUCUAUUCUUUCUAAUUUUGAAUUAUUUUAAAAAUGUGCUAAUCAUUUUGAUUCUCAGCACUGUACACACUCAAGUUUUCCCAAUCAAAGUUUCAUUAGUUAUGGGUUUUCUUCCUGAACUUAAUAUCAGUUAUUGAAUUUUAUGCAAACAUUACUAUUUUAUCCUUAACAUUUUUUUUCAAAAGCAAGGGAAUUAGAAGUGUGUUGUAUUAUUCUGCUAAGUUUUGUAAAAAUGCAUUUGUCUCUAUAUGCCAUAUGUGGGUGUGUUUGAUCCACUUUGGAAUGGGUCUGGGUUAUAUUAUAUUACUGGAUAUGUAAAUUAAAAGGUGGUACAUAAUGAGUUGGUAAUUAAUGCACUUUAAUUAAUUGACUCAUUGUAUAACAUCCAUAUAAAUAUAGCAGUUAUAA
Molecule: messenger RNA, 2033 nt
Organism: Penaeus chinensis
Lineage: Eukaryota; Metazoa; Arthropoda; Malacostraca; Decapoda; Penaeidae
Product: glycerol-3-phosphate phosphatase-like
Exons: 7
Coding region: 142-1065 (307 amino acids)
Cellular component (GO): cytoplasm
Molecular function (GO): phosphatase activity
Source: RefSeq, a predicted model, not a curated record